CUGGCAACAUGAAGAAACUUAUCAGCACUUUGCUUCCUCUUCUUUUCGUAAUUUGCUUAGGAUUUGGUGAAUUGAUUGGUGCUAGUAAUAUGGGAGCUGGUUCUAACAAUCCGGCUGGAGGUUCCGGUAAUCAGGGAAAACGUCCUAGUAAUCCGGAAUCAAGUUCUAGCGAUACCAAAAAACGCGAGUGGAAAAAGCGCAACAGGGGCGGCCGUGUGCCAGAUCCAAUAAUUACGCCCCCAAGAGUGUCGCUUCUGACUUACCGCCACGAUGGAACUUUCAGUUAUGAGGAUAAAACAAUUUAUGUGUGGACAGAUGCGAAUAUGGAGUUAGCACAAGCUAACUUUCCUGGAAUGAUUACUCAAGACUACGAAGCUUAUAAACCUGAUGGUCUUCUAAUCGGUCUUGAUUCUAUAGGAGGUCAGUCAAUAGUGAUAUAUAAGUUAAAAAAUGGAACACUUAUAGGAGUCCGAGCACCGAGACGUCAGGCUGGAAACUUUCUGGAACCUUCUGCCAACGAGUGGUUUAUCAUUAAUAAUCGAAUAUUCUGGAAGUUGUAUGUAAGACCUGUGCAAACUGUGUCCCCAGAUGACUACCCAAGAUAUCGCUACAAUGCAGUAGGAAUUGAGCUCUUACUUGGAAAAAAUAAGCGGCAAGUUCUUAUAGAGGAUAAAAAGGAGAAGGUUGAGUUUCCUUUGGGAAUAACAUUUUGCAUUUACAAAAGGCACCUUAAACAACUUUAUCCAGAAGUUAUGGGAGCUUUUAUUCCUCAGGCUAAUAAAGUCAAUGAAAAUGGGGUACGUUUGAUUUGUUAAAAAGAUUUUCACCAAUGUGCUAAGUAUUGCUCUUGAACUGCUCGAUUGUUUUUAGAACAGCUAUACGAUAAACUUAAUUAUUGCUCAAUUUCGAAUGCAUAAAAAUAAAAAAAGGUGAAUAUUGGCAUUUUAAAGUGACAAAUUGUUAUCCCAUUUUUUAAACUAAGUUUAACAACAAAUUUUUAAUUAAGGGCAUGUGAUACUCAGAAAAUUAUCGAUUUUACCAAUUUGAGGUUCCCCC
Belonocnema kinseyi is the source of this 1056-nucleotide messenger RNA. RefSeq lists its product as uncharacterized. The record is from RefSeq and is a predicted model, not a curated record. Lineage: Eukaryota; Metazoa; Arthropoda; Insecta; Hymenoptera; Cynipidae. The transcript is spliced from 3 exons. Bases 9 to 815 code for a protein of 268 amino acids.